CGAGGCGCGGCGCUUCCUGCCGGGAGAGGCGACCGGCUCCAGCGCCAGGUACCGGCGCGGGCAGCCGGGUUGUGCGUACCUCAGCGACCGCUCAGCUGCAGCUGAUCGGCUAAAUUUAGUUUCUCCAGAUGGCUUCUUUUGGGUGGAAGAGAAAGAUUGGUGAGAAGGUGUCAAAAGCUACUUCGCAGCAGUUCGAAGCAGAAGCUGCGGAUGACAAGGAUGUGGGUGACGAUGAUGAUGGUAACUGGGUGCUUGCAGCUAAGAGAAGAAAGGAAGUUCUCUUAGAAGAUUGUGUAAGGAAAAGUAAGGAGCUCAAGGAUGAAGGUGCAAAUUUGGCUGAAAAUAGGAGGUACAGAGAGGCUCUUGUCAAGUGGGAUGAAGCACUUCAGUUAACUCCAGAGGAUGCUACACUUUAUGAGAUGAAAUCACAGGUCCUGAUGUCUUUACAUGAAAUGUUCCCAGCAGUGCAUGCAGCAGAAAUGGCUGUCCAGAGAAACCCACGUUCCUGGGAUGCCUGGCAGACUUUGGGACGUGCCCAGCUUGGAUUAGGAGAGAUAGCACUGGCAAUCCGAAGCUUCCAGGUAUCCUUACACAUCUUUCCAAUGAACCCUGAAGUAUGGAAUGAAGACCUUUCCUGGGCAAGAAAACUACAGGAACAGCAGAAGGCCACAAAGACUGAGUCAGUGCAAGCACUGGCAAAAGGAAAAGAGCUUGUACAAGAGUCGAUCCCAGACUAUGACUUUGAAAGUGAUGAAAUUGUGGCAGUCUGUGCUGCCAUUGCAGAGAAGGAGAAAGCUCUUUCAGCAGCUAAAACAAUGGUAAUUGUGUCUGCUUCAGGCACAGUAGAGACUGUUACUGAGCAGGACAAUUGUCCUGCAACUCCUGAUGAAACCCUUUUCAUCAAGGCCCGGUAGGGCAGCCUGACAGGUUGUCAUACCCAUAGUUAAAAGAACUGCUAUUAUUUAUUGUAUUUUUCUUGCUUUGUGUUUGCUCUUUUUUUAUUAAAUGGUAGGAUAGCCUACAAAAGUUGAAGAAUUGAGGUUAUUUUUCUUUCAUUAACUAAAAAAGCAAUGACCUGAGUUGUUCUUCCAUCCAUAUUUUUAGAAAAGGAAGCCAAGAGUUGAUUCUAGAAAUUUUAAAUUCUUAAGAACAAAUGUAAUAUUGAAAUGCUUGACUUGAUUCUAGAUAAAGGUGAAAUACACAAAGAUAAAGGUGAAUUCUUGAUUCACCUUUAUCUUUGUGUAUUUCAUAACUUUACAAGUUAAUUUGUACAUUUUCCCAGUAAUUAGGAAGGUUUUAUUUAAACUGUAAAAGUGCUGUGGUUUAUCCCCACCUGUCAGUUCAGCCCAGUGCAGUUGACUGCCUCCUGGUGGAAUGGGGGAGAGUAUUGAAAAAAUGAAAGAACUCCUGGGCUGAGAUUGAGACAGCCAGUAGGGAAACCAGAAGCUGCACAUGCAAGCAAAGCAAAACAAGGGGUUCACCCAUCAGUUCCCAUGGGCAGUCAGGUGUUCAACCAUCCCCAGGAAAGCAGGGAUGGCUUGUGACUUGGGAAGAAACUCUGAAUGUCCUCCCUUCCCCUGCCUCCUUCUUUCCCCAGUUCUUUGUGUUGUGCUGUGGGAUGGAAUAUCCCUGUGGUCAGCUGUGCUCAGCUGUUCUGGCUUGUUUCCUCCCAGCUUCUUGUGCACCCCCAGUCUUCUCACUGGUGGGAUGGGAUGAGGAACAGGAAAAGGUCUUGACCCAGUGCAAGCACUGCUCAGCAAUAAUGAAAACAAUGGUGUGUUACAACUCUUGCCAGCACAGAAUUAAAACCUGUCCCCCUCCUUGCAACUCUGAAGAAAAUUAUCUCCAUCCCAGCCAAAACCAGAACAAAAAGAAAACAGGAUAUUAAAAAUUAUUUCAAUCACUAUUAAUUAACAUUAUUUUUCCAGUAAAAGUGUGAACUGUGUUCUGUCAUUGACAGUCUUUGUUUUCAUGAAGUUUGCUUGUUCUAUGGGAAAGUUUCCUGUGCAGUGGGGAUGGAUUAUUAUAUUGUAUGUCUAUGUGUGACAGAUGUGAUUUGUAGCCAAAUUGAGUAGAGACCUUUAUGUUGCUUUCCUUGGUGAAUGGGUUCAACACUUUCUGAUGAGAUGAAAGGAAGUGCUUUACCAAACAAGGCCCUGAAUGCUUAGUUACAACUAAAUGUUUCACCAGAAGAAAGAUCACUGUUAGUGACUGAAACUGGCCUUUUCUUAUCUUUUGUGCUGUGCUAUGGACAUCACCAAAAGUAGAAUGGUGGGAGUAGGAAAUAGAUAUGGCUGAAUUGUAUUAUAUUUUGGCCUUUUCUUUCCUCAUAAGGCUAAUCUGAUAAAGGGAGUCAAUUUGCUUUUCCAAAUUCUUAAUGACCUGCCAUUAAAAGUAUACUCUUAGGGAAAAAAACAGUUUUCCAGGACAGCACUGCUGGAGUCUCCCUUUUUAUCCUUUUUGGAUUUUGGAUGCAGUGGUGGGUAAUGAGGCAUAACCUAGGAAAUUUUUUUAAUGUUGAUUUUUUUUCAGGGGAGGGUGGCAAUUGGUUCCUCACAUAGGCAGUUCAGAGAAAUGAAAUCAGGCUGUUUCUUUGACGUGCUCUGUGCUGAAACUGUUCUCUUUUCAUUGUCUUGGAGACAUGGUAGAGAUGAUCACAUCCUACUAUAGUAACAGUACUGGAAAAAAUGGUCAGCUGAGGAAUUCCUGAAGAAUUCAGUUUGAGAACAAUUUUUACUUGAUUUUGAUAAAAUUUUGUAUGAUAAUAGAUAGUUUUGUAAACAAGUGGAACUUCUGAAAUCAAUCACCUUUGCACUUUUUGAGUCUGAUUUCUAAUUUCAAAAUAACACAUUUUAAAAGAAAAUAAUGUUGCUUGAGAAGUAUAGUGUUUUUGCAGUGGAAAAUGCAUUGCAGAAAAAUUAUCUCAAAUCAUACUUUCUGUUUAUCUGAUAUCAGAAUAUCUUCAUUUAAGAGGAUACAUAUAGUUUUAAAAAAAUACUUAAUUGCCCUGUUGUACUAAAUUUUUAUUAAGUUUUACAAGAUUCUCCCUGAAUGCUUUUUUGUAUGUAUGAAUUUUUACAUCUGUGCUUGCAUGAGCACACAUUCACACAAAAUCACACCUAUCUUCUGAGCAUUCAAAAUAAUCAGAACUACAGUAGCCUAAAUAUAUUAAGAUAUGUAAAACACCAUCAUGCUACAUUUUUAUUUCUUCAUUAAGUUCAGAAAGAUUUUAAGUGCUUACUGGAUAGGCACUUAAUUAAGAUAUGAUUUGAUAGUUUGAAUUAUUAGAGUUGAAGGAUUUCUUAAUCUUUCUCCUGUCAUCUUAAUUUUAGUCAGCCGUAGGAAGCCUUAGUGUGAGAGUGGUUUGGACAUAUUUCUUCAAAGAAGAAAUCUUCUCUGGCUGGAAAAGGACAUCUGUGAGAUGCUCUAGGAUAUGUUUUCAUUUUGAAGGAGCUCGACUGUAUCCACCUCAUGUAUUCUUCCUUUGCGCUUUGUACUUGCGUCAGUGUUCUGUCUUUACUCAUACAGGAAGGACUGCUGCCCUUCUCUCAGAGGUCUGUGUUAUCACAAAAUCUUUUUCCACUGAAAUGAUUCACAAAACUCCUAUUGACUUCAGUACUGCAGGGCCAGAUUGCUGGAGGGGUGUACAUCUGCACCAUCAGGCUGUGCUGGGCUCGAGGGGUGGUGGCUUCCAUCCCAUGUACUAAAUGUGUUUUCCUUCUGAUUAGAUUAGGUUAUGAAUCCUAGAUAUUGUCAGAACUGUAGUUUUUUGUCAAGCAGUUAAGUUCCUGGGACAGUCUUUUCAAACUGGGGAGAAGUUGAAAUAUUGAUGAUUUCAACAUUUUUUUUUGUACAGCAUGCCAUGUUUUGCAUGUAUGUAAUUUUCUGGAUUGGUUUGAGGUUUGAAUAAAACACUGACUUCUA
Molecule: messenger RNA, 3924 nt
Organism: Poecile atricapillus (Black-capped chickadee)
Lineage: Eukaryota; Metazoa; Chordata; Aves; Passeriformes; Paridae
Gene: TTC33
Product: tetratricopeptide repeat domain 33
Exons: 5
Coding region: 129-914 (261 amino acids)
Molecular function (GO): protein binding
Source: RefSeq, a predicted model, not a curated record